UUUUUUUGGAUUAAUUUUGUCACCACUGUUUCAUACCUUACGACUCAGAUGAAUGUUAUGCGCAAUUAUGAGUGUGUAUAUACCAUAACUUCUGAAUGUUAAUUUGCAAAUGAAUUUAUUUCAGGAACAACAACAAUUAUGGCUUCAACAACAGAAAUCGUGUCGAAAAAACCGUUUUAUUUGAAAAUGGAUGGCAUUAUAUACCCAGGUGUCUUUUCACAAAAAUGUUUCCGUGAAGCUAUGGAUUACAAACCUCAAGCGGAAGACGUUUUUAUCGUGACUUAUCCAAAAUGUGGGACAACAUGGAUGCAAAAUGUAGCUCUUUACAUUUUUCGUAAAGGAAAAGAGCUUGAAGAAAUGUCUCAGUUUCUGAGGCAUUGCCCUUUUAUAGAUAUGUGUGGCAAGGAGAGCAUUGACAAGAUGCCAAGACCUGGUGCAUUUAAAACUCAUCUUCCUUAUACCCAUAUGCCAUAUUCCUCUGAAGCAAAAUACAUUUUUGUUGCCCGCAAUCCCAAAGACUGCGUCGUGUCUCUUUUCCACCACACUAGAAAUCAACCUGGAUUUAUGUACUGGGAUGGUGAGUUUGAUGAUUUUUUCGAGCUUUUUAUGGCUGGUCAAGUAGAGUUUGGUGACUACUUUGAUCACUUAUUGUCUUGGUACCCACAUAGAAAUGACCCCAAUCUUUAUUACACCACUUACGAAGAUAUGAAGAAAGAUAUAAAGAAAGUAAUUGUCGAUAUGGCUAAAUUCCUUGGUGAUGAGUUCAUUGGCGCAAUUGAAAAAGACAAUUCAGUUUUGAAUAACAUCGUGAAUUUUAGCAGUUUUGAAUACAUGAAAAAGAAUUUUGGUGAAGUAUAUAAUUUAAAACCAAAGGAAGGUGAGACACUUACGGAACCAAACACUUAUGAAGGUUUGCAGCAUGUCAGGCAUUUAAUUUCUGAAAUAGAUUUGCCGAAAGAAUUACCUGAAUUAAAAUUUAUUCGGAAAGGAAUCGUUGGAGACUGGAAGAAUGCUCUGACUGAAGAGCAAGCUGAAAGGCUGGAUCGGAAGUUUAAGGAGAAAACUGAAGGGACAGAUAUUCCGAAUUGGUUUUCCACUUCAUAAGAAUGAUUACUACAUAUGUAAAUACUGUUACACAUGUUAGAAUUGUGGAAGUUAUUAGAACAUAAAUUUCAUAAGAAAAAAAAAACUUUUAAUUUAGUUUAUGUUAAAAAUGAUUAAAGAAUAUUGAACAUUA
Molecule: messenger RNA, 1237 nt
Organism: Parasteatoda tepidariorum (common house spider)
Lineage: Eukaryota; Metazoa; Arthropoda; Arachnida; Araneae; Theridiidae
Source: RefSeq, a predicted model, not a curated record